Molecule: messenger RNA, 972 nt
Organism: Didymosphaeria variabile
Lineage: Eukaryota; Fungi; Ascomycota; Dothideomycetes; Pleosporales; Didymosphaeriaceae
Exons: 2
Coding region: 1-972 (323 amino acids)
Biological process (GO): oxaloacetate metabolic process
Molecular function (GO): magnesium ion binding; catalytic activity
Source: RefSeq, a predicted model, not a curated record
AUGGCGACUUCUAGGAACAUAAUUCGGCGGGCGCUUAUGUACGUCCCCGGCUCCUCCAAGAAGAUGCUCGAUAAGACCUCCUCCAUGCGCGUCGACACCGUAGCCUACGACCUCGAAGACUCCGUCGCACCCCAUAUGAAAGAAGAAGCGCGCCACAACCUCGUCUCCAUCCUGUCCAAACCACGCCCCAGCACUAUAAAAGAAAUGUGCGUGCGCAUAAACAGCGUAGACACGGGCCUCGCCCUCGACGACCUCACCUCCGUGCUCAAAGGCGAACAUCUCGACGCGAUCAUGCUACCCAAGUGCGAAAGCGCCGCGGAUCUGCACUUCGUCACCGACGUGAUAAGACACAUGUUGCCGGAGCGACACCCCUCGACCGGCGUGCAGAAGGAGGGCGCCCGACCGCCGAUAUCGAUAAUAGCGUUGAUUGAAAGUGCGAAGAGCAUACAGAACCUUGCGGAGAUAUGUAAAGCAAGUCCCUAUCUUUCAGGCUUGGUCUUUGCGGCCGAGGACUUCGCAAAGGAUAUGAGCAUAACGCGGACGCCGUCGCUGACAGAGUUUCUGUAUGCGCGGUCGGCUAUUGCGACGCAUGCGCGGGCGGCGGGGUUGCCAUCCACGAUUGAUCUCGUGUGCACGGCGUACAAGGGGCCGGAGGGUCUCAAGACGUUGGAAGAGGAGUGCCUAAAUGGCAAAGGUAUUGGGUUCAACGGGAAGCAGUGCAUACACCCUAGUCAGAUUGAGGUAUGCCAGCGAACAUUUGCGCCUGGAGAGGCAGAGGUAGAGUGGUCGGCGAGAGUCGUUAUUGCCGACGAGAAGGCGAGCAAAGCAGGACGCGGCGCUUGGACGCUCGAGGGGAAGAUGAUCGACGUGCCUGUCGUCAAGAAAGCGAGAGCAGUCUUAGAAAGAGCCGAACUGUGUGAGAUCAAUGUGGACGCGGUGAGAGAAAAGUGGAAAGAUCAGGAGCCUGAGUAG